CCACUCCUCUAUCAGACCAAACUCUUUCCUUUCAUAAUUUACACCGUUGGAAGCCCAAGCCCAAUAAACAUCAUUUUACCGUUAAAAUGGACGCACCCAUUUGCCGCCGUCAACAUUCAAAUAGACAAGUCCCUUACUUUUUCUUCUUUUGUCUUCACCUUUUCUCCAACGGCUCUCUGAUCCACAGUCGAACGAAGAAAGUUGUCCAGUUUUCCAGAUAUCUGAGCAAAACCAUCGAAACACCCAUUUCACAAAACCAUCAUAGGAGGAUUCUCUCCAAUUUUCCUUCUUUGACUUCAGAUUUCCUCCCCCCAUCCCAACAGAGCUCCAUAUCCGUCACCCGUUCUCUUAAUAAAUGGAGUCUACGCCUCCUUCCCAUCGUUCGAACCCUAAAUCAGCUUCGCGUCUUGCUCGAAUUUCCGAAUCGAACCAACAACCGCCAAAUCCCUCUCUUGAUCUAGCUCUACCGUCUCCGAAGAACAACGACACUCCCUACCCAUCACCCGCCUCCCUCAGAUCCUCUUAUUCUCCCGUUCCAGUUCGCGAACUCCUCCUAUUAUCUCCUUCUCCUCUCCGCAAAUCGAGAACCCGUUUGGCUGAUAAGCUUGAAAUGGCCAUAGACGAAGCUCCGGAGCCCGCCGGGGCCGUGCGCAAGCGGUGCAAGACGAAGGGAGGGCAAAAGGGUCUUUUGGCUUGUGCUUCCCCGAGGAACGCCCGCAGAUCGAGGAGGCGAACUGAGGCGGUGGAGAUGAAGGAAGAUAAGGAACCGAACGUCGUCAUCGAUGAAACCCUAAAGCCAAGGAGACGAAAGACGAGCGUUCGGUCUAAGAAGGAGAAACAAAGUUCAGCACCUUUGUUACCUUCUCCUUGUUCAUCUUCAAUCCCAGACGAAGAUGUUUGCCAAGGCGAUUUGGAUAGAAUUGGGGCGAUUGUCAGUGAUUUGGUCAUGUGGAGAGACGCUGCCAAAUCGACCCUCUGGUUUGGUUUCGGAUGUUUGUGUUUCUUAUCUUCUUGCUUUACCAAGGGAGUCAGCUUUAGUGUUUUCUCAGUGGUUUCCCACCUCGGCCUUCUGCUUCUUGGUGCAUCAUUCUUGUCAAACACUCUCCGUCAAAGGAACAAGGAAGAGACGAGGCGAGAAUUUCAUGUGAGGGAAGAGGACAUUUUGCGCAUAGCCAGGCGUGUGCUUCCGGCAACCAACUUUGCAAUUUCAAAGACGAGAGAGCUCUUCUCAGGAGAGCCAUCCAUGACACUCAAAGUGACACCAUUUCUGCUAAUUGGAGCUGAGUAUGGUCACUUGAUAACAUUGUGGAGGCUAUGCGCUAUUGGGUUUUUCCUCAGCUUCACCGUCCCAAAGCUCUAUUCGUGCUACAGUGCUCACAUUAACCAAAAAGUGGAAAGAAUGAAAAGGAGGAUAGUCGAAGCGUUGAGAGGUUGUUCACACAAGAAGAUGGUGGCCUUCUCUGCCAUUACAGCUUUCUGGAAACUGACUAGUGUCAGAACUCGUAUUUUCGCAGUGUUUAUAGCGGUGGUAAUACUGCGGUGCAUGAAGCAAAAUGUAGAGGUCAAUCCUGUUGCAGAAGAAGUAGAUGCCCAACAAGAAGAACCACAGAAAGAACUGUCAUUGGUUGUAGUUUCAGUGCCUAAAGGAUCAAAGAAGCUACAGUGAUGUUUUUCUUUUUUGUAAACACAACUCCUGGCAAUCCAAUCAGAAAUGGCAUGCUCAGUAGACAAUCGUUUCCCAAUCGCCGUCCAGCGAGAUUAUAAACCCUAACCCCUCCUACCUCCGUCUCCCCUUUGAUCCGUCGAUCUUUUUCCGAAUUCUUAGAGAGGCUUGCGUAAGUUUUGGUGCCAGUGGGGACGACGGAAGCGUAACCCUGUGUUCGUGAAAGUGGAGCAGCUCAUACGUUGACCGUUGAGGUCGUUUUCUUUUGUGAUGGCCCUUUUGAUACCUGUGUGGGUGUUGUGUUCCCACAUCACUUGCCAACUGAUAUGAAAAAGAUGUGAACUUUUGUUU
Molecule: messenger RNA, 2014 nt
Organism: Tarenaya hassleriana
Lineage: Eukaryota; Viridiplantae; Streptophyta; Magnoliopsida; Brassicales; Cleomaceae
Product: reticulon-like protein B17
Exons: 8
Coding region: 356-1666 (436 amino acids)
Source: RefSeq, a predicted model, not a curated record